AAAUUCUAUUUCUUAUUUUGAUGGUUCCUUUUAAUUUUUCUUUUUACCUUUCUACAGGAAUGAAAAUAAUAGGUAAUUCAGCCUUUAUAGAAAUACAGCUUGCUAAUUUUCACAAACUAAAGUCACUUACGUUCCAACACCAACACCUAGCUCCUAGCAUGCUAAUGCCCUACCAAAGGGAAAGGACAAUCCCAAACCAGAAUCAAUAUUAACACCGCCUUGGUUGAGGAUAUAAUCAACUUGGAAGAGGUGGAUGAAGAAAUGAAAUCUGUGAUGGAAGCACUCAAAGACAAUUUCAAUAAAACUCUCAAUAUAAGGACCUCACCAGGAUCCCUUGAUCAGAUUACUGUGGUGACUGCUGAUGGGAAGCUUGCCUUAAACCAAAUCAGCCAGAUCUCCAUGAAGUCACCACAGCUGAUUUUGGUGAAUAUGGCCAGCUUCCCAGAGUGUACAGCUGCAGCUAUCAAGGCUAUAAGAGAAAGUGGAAUGAAUCUGAACCCAGAAGUGGAAGGGACACUAAUUCGGGUACCCAUUCCGAAGGUAACCAGGGAGCACAGAGAAAUGCUGGUGAAACUGGCCAAACAGAACACCAAUAAGGCCAAAGACUCUUUGAGGAGGGUUCGCACCAACGCUAUGAACAAGGUGAAGAAAUGCAAGGACAAGGUCUCAGAGGACACCAUCAGGCUCGUUGAGAAGCAGAUUGGCCAAAUGGCUGAUGACACAAUUGCAGAGCUGGACAAAUACCUGGCAGUGAAGAUCAAAGAACUCCUUGGAUGAACGUCUGUCAGGUGCCAGGCAUAGUCCGGAGCUCAGGUCCCGGUGGGUUCUGUGGGCGAUAGAUGGUAACCCCCACCCGGCACCCCCGUGGAAGGCUCUCCCUGUGCUACCCCAUGUUGGGAGGGAGGCCCUGGCUUCCUGUGGGAUUGCCAGACUUGUUCCCUUCUUCCUCCUCCUCCCUCCCCCCCCCACCGCCUCGUGCAGCCCAGGCCUCUGGUGGCCUCCUGGAGGGUCUGCUGCUGGCCGAGGACCUGUCCUCAGGGCGUUUGCCAUGACUGUGCUGCAGCCCAGGACUGGGAUCACAGACCCACCUCCCAGAUCCUGCUCCUGCUCCCGGCGCCUCCUUUCCAGGCAGGCCCUGUCUGUGUUUGGAACUCUGUCAGGGAUGAUGUGGGCCUUCACCCACAUCGGGCUUAUUUGCUAGAGGCACACGCUCCUCAAAGGACAGCAUCUACAUCAGCCUCGAAGAAUGAUGGCCACAGGGGAAGGGUGGAGUUGGGCUGAUGGGUGACCUCCAGGGUCUGUGUGUUAAGCCUCUGGGUCACCUUCACAAGGCCCCGCCCUCUGCCUGGAUCCCUCGUGCACCUGUUGCCAUCACCAUCACCAGCUGCUCCUGUUCAUCUGGACACCUCACCCUCUGGGAAGUCUCCCUUUCCCCCUCUCCAGGACCCCCUUCCCUCUGACCCCCUACAGCACAGUGUCCUGCUUUAUUUGAACCCUGACUAGUCUGCUGCUUAGUCUCUGCCUCCUGAGAACUUGGCAUAAAUACCUGGAACACAGUGGACGAUGGAUGUUUGUGCGUGAAUCAAUUACACCUGGUAGUACCUAACAGAUGUGGGCUGUUUGGCCUGUCCCUAGGCCUAGCUCUGCCUUUCUGUCAUUUUCUACACCUAUCCUUGUCUUCAGAUUUAUUGGUAAGGAGAUCUCUUCUCCUAGUGCCUGCUUCUCAUCUCAGGAGCCUCCUGCUGUUGACAGACAAGUUCUGGCUCGCCUGUGGGUCCUGCGUUAAGUUAGGGCGUUUUCCUUGUCUCCUUGUUCAUUCACUCAUUCAUUCGUAAUAUAGCCAUCAUGAGCUAGACGUGACUGUAGGCAUCCCAAGACAGCUGUGCAUGAUCUCCAUGUAGGAGCAGGAAAGGACUUGAUGCCCUUAGGUGACGUACCCAGCAUGACAACAUUGGAGUUUCCGUUAGCAUCGAAAAUCUUUUCCACAGAAGCAACUCUUCCUG
Molecule: messenger RNA, 2003 nt
Organism: Ochotona curzoniae (black-lipped pika)
Lineage: Eukaryota; Metazoa; Chordata; Mammalia; Lagomorpha; Ochotonidae
Gene: MRRF
Product: mitochondrial ribosome recycling factor
Exons: 6
Coding region: 262-777 (171 amino acids)
Biological process (GO): translation
Cellular component (GO): mitochondrion
Molecular function (GO): ribosomal large subunit binding
Source: RefSeq, a predicted model, not a curated record